Messenger RNA from Setaria italica (foxtail millet), 2156 nucleotides. Its product is annotated as putative leucine-rich repeat receptor-like serine/threonine-protein kinase At2g14440. The transcript has 8 exons. The coding region runs from base 116 to 1723 and encodes 535 amino acids. Gene Ontology annotation, molecular function: protein binding. Lineage: Eukaryota; Viridiplantae; Streptophyta; Magnoliopsida; Poales; Poaceae. The record is from RefSeq and is a predicted model, not a curated record.
CCGGCCGAGUCAACUACUCUGCUGCCGCCCCCAACCUGCGCCACGCGAAAACAACCCGACCCCCAGCUCCAUUCCCACCCGGAAUCCAGCGGAAGUGCGAAACAGCCCGACCAAAAUGCCGCCGCCUACCCGCCCCCUCCACGCCGCCGCCGCGCUCCUCCUCCUCCUCCUCCCCGCCCACCUCGCCCUCGCCGCCGCGCAGGGGUUCCGUGGCUUCUCCUACCUCCUCAACUGCGGCUCUGCGUCCGCGACCACCGACGGCCGCGGCCUCCGCUGGGAGCCCGACGCCCCCUACGUCUCCGCCGGCGCUCCCAGCGCACCCACGCUCCCGGGCGCGGGCGGCCUCCUCGACCCCACGCUCGCCACGUUCCGCUCCUUCCCUCACCGCCCCAGGUCCAAGUUCUGCUACGAGCUCCCCGUCGACAAGAACCGCCGCUACCUGCUCCGCCCCACCUUCUUCUACGGCGCGCUCUCCGCCUCCUCCUCCUCCUCCUCCUCCUCCUCCGCGCCGCCGCCGCCCGUCUUCGAUCUGAUCGUGGAUGGCACCUUCUGGACCGCCGUCAAUACCACCGACGACGCGCUGGCCGGCGCCGCGUCGUCCUACGAGGGUGUUUUCCCCGCGAGCGGCAGGAACAUGAGCUUCUGCCUCGGGGUGAACCCGGACUACACCGACGCCGGCCCGUUCAUCUCCGCGCUGCAGGUGAUCCAGCUCGACGAUUCCGUGUACAACGCCACGGAUUUCAAAACCAGCGCUAUGGGCCUUAUAGCUCGCACCAAAUUUGGCUCCACUGGCGAAAUCGAGAGGUACCCUGAUGACAGUUUUGAUCGCUAUUGGCAGCCAUUCCCUGACAGCAAACAUGCAGUUAGUAGCACCCAAAAUGUUACAUCAGCUGAUUUCUGGAAUCUCCCCCCUCCCAACGUGUUUAACACAGCUUUCGUAGCGGAACAAGAUGCACCCCUAGUGUUACAAUGGCCUCCAAUGCCUGUCCAGAAUGAUAGCUAUUAUGUUGCCCUCUACUUUGCUGACACAUUACCUGAGAAUUCAAGGACCUUUAACGUAUAUAUAAAUGAUUACCUGUUUAUCGGAGAUCUAACUGUCACAUCAGCUGGUCUUUCUGUCUUUGCAACACAAUGGAUUCUCUCAGGCUUGACCAGAGUUAUAUUGCAACCUGCAUCUCCUUCUGCUCUUCCCCCACUUAUCAAUGCUGGCGAGGUCUUCGGACUUUUUCCCCUAGGAAGAUUGACAUAUGCACGGGAUGUACGUGCUCUGGAGAGUAUAAAGAAAAACCUUCAAAAUGUACCUGAAGAUUGGAAUGGAGAUCCAUGUAUGCCCUCAGGAUAUUCUUGGACGGGAGUUACAUGUGAUGAAGGAUCAAGAAUACGUGUCAUCUCAUUGAACUUAUCUGGUAUGGGUCUCUCUGGAUCUAUUUCACCUGAAAUUGCGAGCCUGACCGCUUUGACUAAUAUAUCUUUCGGACACAACAGCCUGCUUGGACCGAUUCCAGAUCUUAGCAACCUAAGCAAGCUUGAACGGCUGCACCUGCAAGAAAAUAAUCUAUCUGGAUCAGUACCUAGGACAUUGGGGACAAUCAACACAUUGCGUGAACUGUUUUUGUACAGCAAUUCUUUAUCUGGACCAGUUCCAGAUAAUUUACUGAACAAGCAAGGAUUGACUUACAGAUUUCUUCCUGGGAAUCUCUUCGCCCCACCACCACCGCACUAACAGCUAGACAUUUUGUGCAAACAACCACUGUAUAUGUACACAACAUGAUUCAGAGCUAGCAGGACAGUCGUUGAUUCUUUUAGGGUGGCUAUAGCAAGAUUUUGUAACCAUUCUGUACAUAUAAAAGCAAGUUAGCAUCCAUGUGAUCCGACCAACCAAUGCAAAGAGGUCGGCCACAGCUGGUCAAGAUACAUAUACUGGUUUCGACGCUGUAGUUUUACACUGAAUGUAUGCAUUACAAAAAGGUUGGGAUAGAGUAGGAUAGUGGAAAGUGUUUACAUUGGUUAAUCAACUUGAGAUUCUGUACAUUACAAACUUGAACCGUGCUUAGCAGCUUCUCUUUGCAAUUGGGGACGUUGUAGGUUGUACACUGGUCACUGGAUAUUGGAACUGAAAGAACGCUUACAAAUGCUUCAUGGUUGUUUCUUAGAAA